Messenger RNA from Cuscuta epithymum, 2146 nucleotides. The record is from the annotation of a GenBank genome assembly. NCBI's taxonomy places the organism in Eukaryota, Viridiplantae, Streptophyta, Magnoliopsida, Solanales, Convolvulaceae.
AAAUUUUGGAGCUGGUAACGACUGAGGUGGCAGAUGUAUCCAUCAUUUAUCCACCACGAUCAUUUCUUCGUCUGCUCAACCUAACACACGACUCUCUUCACCUCCCCAUCAGCCCGAUCAAAGUAUACUGUAUCUGGGACCGGCGGUUUUGAGAUGUGGAGCGACGGCGGCGACGGCAGAGUGUUCUGGGCCGAGAGGGAGAAUUUCGCUGAAGAUAAAGUGAAAGGGAUCGUGGUUCUAUUCGCCUGGAUUUCGGUACAAGAAGCUCACUUGAAGAACUACAUCAAUCUCUAUUCUUCUCUUGGAUGGAACUCUCUCGUCUGUUUCGCGGAUUUUGUCAAUACGGUUGAACGUGUUGGUUUUAUAUAUCUUAGGUGGAUUAUUUGUUCCAAUGGUUUCAUUAGUGGCCAACAGACUUCUGCAAUGGUUGAAAUGCUGAAUUUUCAAUGGCUUGAAGCAGCAAGAAGUGCCGGUUUAGGAGGAAAGGAAACAUAGGAGUUCGUUAACUUUAUUUCUGCAAUUUCAGCAUUUAAGGAAGACAUAUUGCUACAUAUGGGUGUGCUGUUAGGCGUUUGAUGUGUAACCUGUGAUCUAGAGAUCUCUGUUGUUUAUUUGGAUAUAUUCCUGAGAGGGCCACGUCACUUGCUCUUUCUCUGGUUUGUGAACUUGUUGAGGAGAUAAAGUGCAGACCAUAUCCAGUAGUGCUUGUGUCUAUUUCUGGUGGAUCAAAAGCCUGCAUGUAUAAAUUUGUUCAGAUCAUUGAAGGGGAAUAUGAAGCACUGCUCAAUUUGCUGAUUUCGGGGCCUGCUUUGCUCUACCGUCUACCCUUCUCAAAGUGCCUGGUUCUGCAAAGCUUGUGUCUUUGGUAGCAAGAGGUUUUACCUCGGGACUAGAUGCUUUGUUCCUGACUAGAUUUGGUCCCCAGAAUGCUGAAUAUUGGGAAUCUCUCUAUUCCACUAUAAGAUUUGAGGCCCCAUUCCUCAUUUUGUGCUCUGAAAAUGAUGAACUUGCUCCAUUUCAAACGGUGUCUAAGUUCGCUCAGCGGUUGCGAGAUAUUGGGGGAUCAGUUAGAAUUGUGAAGUGGAAGAGCUCACCUCAUGUUGGUCAUUUGGAGAACGAUCCGAUCCAGUACAGAGCUGCUGUAACGGAAUUGCUUGCACUUGCAUCCCUGGUGUUCACCAACAAAGUCAAGAAACUGGGUGAUCAAAAGGACUUGGAAGGUAUACAUGGCGAUAUAUCUGAUUUGGUAUGUAACCUCCAAAGUGCAGCAGUUGACUCGAACAGAAGUCUUAAAAGGGUUGAACUUGGUCCAAACGCACAUUUAUUCUUACCGACUUCAGAAGAGAAUCAGAACAGUGGGGAGGACUAUGGUGAGAAAAAGGACAAAUUGCCACAUAAUAGGCCGACCACGAGUAUUAUUAAUGCCACCCAUAGUGUUCUUGGCCAAAUCCUCUUUGAUGCAUGUGUCCCAAAGAAUGUUGAAGGUUGGGAUAUAAAAUUCUCUAGUUUUCCAGAAGCCCAUCCGUUUACUUCGUAUAAUAAAAAACACUCUCUACAAAAUACAGCCAAGAAGCGCCUUUUCCGAUCACGGAUGUGAAUGGCUUAUCUCAAGAGAUUAAUUUUUAACUAAAUAUCACCCAACAAAGCAGACCUCGAAUGAAACUAGAGGUUGUGAGAGGUGGUUUUGACAGGGACUACAAGGAAUUUGAGAACAAUUUGUACUCCGUAUAAAGAAAAAAAAAAGGAGAGAGCUGCGUCUUCAUAGCUUCUUCUGUGAUUCUGUUAGCACUCAAAGGUGAAACAGUACUCACUGCAUGUUGACUGGUAAAUAUGUGAGCAGUGAAGGAGUAAUGGCCUAUAUUGUAGGCUUAAAGCGAGUCUGGAGAUCAACAAACAAGAUGAUGUACUUUGUAACAGGUGUAGUCACAUCAAUGAUGAAAAUAUUUGGUCACUCAUUAAAAUGUAGUCCUCUUUUUGUUUCUGCAAAUGUCAUCCUUUUAAUGUGUAGAGAUUAUUACAUUAUUUAACGGUAGAAGUUAAAAGACAUCUUUUAAAUGUAUACUGCCUCCACAGCUGGUAUUCUAACACUUGGUAGAAUUUCAUCAAUUAUGCACUUCUUUGGAGUGUUGGUUAAUCUUUUGGUUGU